Bufo gargarizans (Asiatic toad) is the source of this 1177-nucleotide messenger RNA. Its product is annotated as retinol dehydrogenase 7-like. The transcript has 5 exons. Bases 157 to 1110 code for a protein of 317 amino acids. The record is from RefSeq and is a predicted model, not a curated record. Lineage: Eukaryota; Metazoa; Chordata; Amphibia; Anura; Bufonidae.
UUGGAUCUCUCUCCACCCAUUCCUGCUGCCAGUAAUGUGCUAGUUUUUAGGAAGCAGCACACCCAGCUCUAUCCCUUUGAGCGUGUUCUGUACGUUUUCUUCACAGGAUCACCUGAAGCAUCUUCAAACUAUUCAAGGCUGCGGUAAGGUCCUGUCAUGUGGCUCCCCCUGCUGGUGGUGUUAGCUCUUAUUCUCCUGUACAGAUGGUACAGACAGAGUCAGAUCCUAGAAAAUCUCACAGAUAAAUAUGUCUUCAUUACCGGAUGUGACACUGGAUUUGGAAAUGUGCUGGCCAAGCAACUGGACCAACGUGGAAUGAAAGUGCUGGCGUCAUGUCUAACAGAGAAAGGGGCUGAGAACCUGAAGAAAGAGGCAUCAAGUCGACUACAAACAGUAAUUCUAGAUGUUGCAGACAGUCAGAGUGUCAGCUCAGCUGCCAAGUGGAUUGCUAGUAUUGUUGGAAAUCACGGUUUAUGGGGUCUUGUGAACAAUGCUGGCUUUGCAUUCACAGGGCCUAAUGCAUGGCAAACAAGAGCAGAUGUUGAGAAGGUGCUGAACAUAAAUUUAGUUGGACUCUUUGAUGUGACAGUGAACUUGUUGCCUCUCAUCAUAAAGGCAAGGGGGAGAAUUGUCAAUGUCUCCAGCUGUGGUGGAAGACUACCUGUUUUUGGGGGAGGAUACUGUCCAUCCAAAUUUGGCGUUGAAGCUUUAUCUGAUAGUCUCAGAAGGGAGCUUAGAGACUUUGGAGUGAAGGUUUCUAUAAUUGAACCGGGUGCCUUUAAAACAGAAAUGGGGACAGCAGAACCUCACUUGAAGAAUCUAGAGCGUAUGUGGUCAAAUCUUCCUACACAAAUGAAAGAUUAUUUUGGACAACAGUACUAUUAUCAAUGUGCCCAGGGCUUGGCUUCUCUAAUUGGCAUCGGCAGCACUAAACUCAACCUUGUCACAGACUGCAUGGAGCAUGCCCUGACUGCUGUUCACCCAUGGACAAGAUAUUCCGCUGGCCUGGACACCAAACUUUAUUACAUUCCUGUGUCUUACUUACCUACUGUCUUAUCUGAUUAUCUGCUGUGUCGAUCAUUACCCAAACCAGCACAUGUCCUGAUGUAAACAUAUGUAAGAAUAUGCUGAGUAUAUAGUGUGACAUUGAAUGGUAAACUUCAUUAAGUAAUAUCGA